GUAGACCAGAUUGCCAUGCCGGACCUGGCCCCCAUGGGGAUGGAGAACUGGGGUCUGGUGACCUAUCAAGAGGGGGCGCUGCUGUACGAGGAGGGUGUGUCCUCUUACCUGCAGAAGGAAAUUAUCACUUCAUUGAUCGCCCAUGAGCUGGCUCACCAGUGGUUUGGAAACAUGGUGACCAUGAAGUGGUGGAAUGAGGCAUGGCUCAAUGAGGGCUUUGCCACUUACAUGUCCUAUCUGGCUGUAGACAAAGUGAACCCUGCCUUCAAAAUGAGGGACAAAUUUAUUGCUUAUGAACUGCACACAGCAUUUGAGGCAGAUGCCCUGAACACUUCACACCCCCUGACCCCCCCUCCAGAAGAGGUCCAGACCACAGAUGAGAUCCUGGGGAUCUUUGAUCAGAUUACAUACAGCAAGGGGGCUGUAGUGCUGAAAAUGUUGGCGGAUGUGUUGGGAGAAGCUGUGUUUCACAAGGGGAUCGAAAUUUAUCUGGGACUCUUCAAGAUGAAAAACACUGAUCAGUAUGACCUCUGGAACGCCAUGAAUAUGGCCCAAAAACAGUUAGGUGGUUAUGUGGAUAUUGAGAAGAUGAUGGACACGUGGACCAAUCAGAUCGGAUACCCAGUCAUUACCAUCAACACCACCAGCGGAGAGGCCAUCCAGAGGCAGUUUCUGUUUAAAGACACUUCUGAAUCAAAUCUCUUAUGGGAUAUCCCUGUUAGAGUAACAUCCGGCUCUGGCCUAUCAGCUCUGGAGUGGAUAAUGUACAAAAAAGUCCAAAAGCCCACAUUCCAGUCAAAGACAGGAGAGUGGAUAUUGGCCAAUGUGAACUGUACUGGAUACUACAGAGUCAAUUAUGAUCUGGCAAACUGGCAGCGGCUGCUGUAUGAGCUAGAGACCAAUCCUGAUAGCAUCCCACUAUUAAACAGGGGCCAGCUGAUUGAUGAUGCUUUUAACUUGGCAAGGGCUCAAUUGGUCAGUGUGUCUCUGGCUCUGAACUCCACUCGUUUCCUGUCCACUGAAACCGAGUAUAUUCCAUGGCAGUUUGCAGAGAAAAACCUGCGCUACUUUGUCCUGAUGUUUGACCGCUCUGAGGUCUAUGGGUUCAUGCAGACGUAUCUACGGGAUCAAGUAACAGGGCUUUACAAUCACUUCAAAAACUACACAGACAACUCAACUGUCCCAACUGACUACACUGCACAGAGCUGCCAAAUCCUGGCCAUCAACCUGGCGUGCACCAACGGUCUCCCUGCAUGUGUGAACAUGGCCAAAGAUAUGUUCAAAUUCUGGAUGACCAACAAAACUAACAAGAUCCACCCAAACCUGCGCUCAGUCAUCUACUGCCAGGCUAUAGCUGCUGGGGGCCUGGCAGAGUGGGAGUUUGCCUGGGACAGGCUCCAGAACUCCAGUGACACCUCUGAAAAGGAGCAGCUCAGAGAGGCUCUCACCUGCACUAAGAAGAUCUGGCUCCUAAACAGAUACCUGGAUUAUACCUUGGACCCAAGCAAGAUCCGUUUGAUGGAUGUGUCCUCUGUAAUCACCUCUAUUGCCAACAAUGAGGCGGGACAGGCCCUGGCAUGGAACUUCAUUAGAGCCCAUUGGAACUAUGUCAGCCAACUGAACUCUGGAUAUCUGAUUGAGGAAGUCACCCGCAGAUUCUCCACACCAUUUGAACUGGAUGAGUUGCAAUCUUUUUCCACAAAGUAUGACCUGGGCUCUGCCUCUCGAGCCGUGCAAAGUGCCAUCGAGCAGACGAAGGUGAACAUCCAGUGGGUCAGCGAAAACAAAGGGACAGUUUUAAACUGGUUCCUGGAUGAGACCAGUUAACCCCUUUUUUAGGCUGCGUUCACACUUCAGCACCCUGAAAUUAGGACUAAACUGUGACUUAACUGUAACU
Boleophthalmus pectinirostris (great blue-spotted mudskipper) is the source of this 1897-nucleotide messenger RNA. RefSeq names its product aminopeptidase N-like. The transcript has 16 exons. Gene Ontology annotation, cellular component: cytoplasm. Gene Ontology annotation, molecular function: peptide binding; zinc ion binding; metalloaminopeptidase activity. The record is from RefSeq and is a predicted model, not a curated record. NCBI's taxonomy places the organism in Eukaryota, Metazoa, Chordata, Actinopteri, Gobiiformes, Gobiidae. The annotation marks the transcript as partial. Gene Ontology annotation, biological process: peptide catabolic process; proteolysis.